Thermothelomyces thermophilus ATCC 42464 is the source of this 828-nucleotide messenger RNA. RefSeq lists its product as uncharacterized. Lineage: Eukaryota; Fungi; Ascomycota; Sordariomycetes; Sordariales; Chaetomiaceae. The record is from RefSeq and is a predicted model, not a curated record. The coding region runs from base 1 to 828 and encodes 275 amino acids. The transcript is spliced from 7 exons. Gene Ontology annotation, molecular function: hydrolase activity, acting on carbon-nitrogen (but not peptide) bonds, in linear amides.
AUGGUGCGAAUUGCAGUAGGUCAGUUGACGUCGACGGCCAGCAUGGCCCGCAACCUCUCCCAGUGCCGUACCCUUGUAAAAAAAGCAGCUCAGGCUGGUGCAAAGGCCCUCUUCCUGCCCGAAGCGAGCGACUACAUUGCUAGCUCCCCAGCCGAGACCGUCGCCCUCGUCCGGCCGGUAGACAAGAGCGAGUUUGUCUUGGGCCUGCAGGAAGAAGCCCGCCGAGAGAAGCUGCCCAUUCACGUUGGAGUCCACGAGCCGGGGCUCGAUUCCAACAAGGUGAAAAAUACCGUCCUUUGGAUUAAUGAGCGCGGUGAAAUUGCCCAUCGGUACCAAAAGAUUCACAUGUUCGAUGUCGACAUCAAGGACGGGCCUGUGUUGAAAGAGAGCAACUCAGUGGAACCGGGAAAUGAGAUUCUUCCCCCUUUUGACACGACCCUCGGGAAGGUUGGGUCGACGAUAUGUUUUGAUCUGCGAUUUCCCGAAAUCAGCAUAGCCCUAAAACGCCUUGGGGCCGACAUCAUUACCUACCCAUCCGCCUUUACCGUUCCCACAGGCAGAGCCCACUGGGAGGUCUUGCUGAGGACUCGAGCUAUCGAGACUCAGUGUUACGUCGUUGCUGCUGCUCAGGUGGGGAGGCACAAUGAGAAGCGGGUCAGCUACGGUCACAGCAUGAUCGUCGACCCGUGGGGUGUCGUCUUGGCCGAGCUUGGGGAUACCAGUGAGGAGCCUGAGAUCGCUACCGCGGAUAUCGACCAUGACCUGUUGCGAAAAGUCAGGAUGGAGGUCCCGCUCCGCAGAAGAACGGAUGUGUACCCUGAAAUCUAA